Messenger RNA from Aspergillus puulaauensis, 801 nucleotides. RefSeq lists its product as uncharacterized. The record is from RefSeq and is a predicted model, not a curated record. NCBI's taxonomy places the organism in Eukaryota, Fungi, Ascomycota, Eurotiomycetes, Eurotiales, Aspergillaceae. The coding region runs from base 1 to 801 and encodes 266 amino acids. Gene Ontology annotation, molecular function: hydrolase activity. The transcript is spliced from 3 exons.
AUGAUGCCGGUGCAUGAAAUUAUCAAAAGCACCAGCUGGCUGGCGCAGCCAUCUGGGCGAUGCUGUCUGAAAGGCACACUGCAUGAGGGGACAUCGCGUGGGCACUUUGAAACGGUCGCUGGCGUGGAAACCUAUAUCUCGCGACCCAAAGCGGAUUACGCAAAUGGUCAUAUUUUGCUCUACUUUCCUGAUGUCUGGGGGAUGUUUCCCAACGGCCUUUUGGUGAUGGACGCCUUUGCGGACGCGGGUUAUCUCGUCCUUGGUUUGGACUAUUUUCGAGGCGACCCUGUGUGGAAACAUCGUCGCAAUCGCCACGAUCAAUCCAAUCCGAAUUUUGACUACGAGGCAUGGAAACAAAAGCAUAUGAAGUUUGCAGAUGAAGCAGUUCCAAGAUGGAUUGAAGAGGUAAAACGAACAUAUGGCCAGCCAUCAACCAAAUAUGCAUGCGUGGGAUACUGCUUUGGUGCUCCAUAUGUGUGCAACGAGCUGGCAAAAGAGACAGUAACUGCCGGUGCAUUUGCUCACCCAGCCUUCUUGAGGGAAGAACAUUUCACAAAAAUCACCAGUGAGUGCUCUCACCCUUGUACACCCAAGCACAGUACCGGGGACUCAAGCUUGAAUGCAGAGCCCUUGUUUUUGUCCUGCGCCGAGGAGGACCAUACAUUCGACAAGAACUCUCGUCGCACGGCCUUGAGAAUUCUGCAGUCUGGGCGCAAAACCUACCAUCUCCAACUGUUUUCCGGGGCUGAACACGGCUUUGCUCUUCGUGGAGAUAUGAAAGACCCUUAUCAGCGUGAGUAG